GGGUGCUGGCCGGAGGAGGUUCCUAGCUGGAGGGUCUCGCCCCUCUGCUCAGGGCCAGACGGAUCACCAGAUUGGCGUCAGGAAGGAAUUUUUCCCCCUGGUCAGACUGGUCCAGACUGGGGGGGUGCUUUUUCCGUCCUCUCUGGCAGAGCUGCCUGGCAUCUCUUGAGUGCAAACUGACAGCACCAGGCAGGUCGGGCGAGGAGGGCUGUGCCGUGUCAGCCUGGCUCGGAGCAGCGGCUCGCGGGUGCGGGUGCGGGGAGGCUGACACCGGGCUCGGGCCUCUCCCGCUCCUGCCAGGCGCAGGCUCCCUCCUCGCCCCCGCCGCCGCGCUGCUUCUUGCCGGCAGCGGUCGCUGCAGCCGGGUUUCCCGGGGAAGGAAACGCCGCGGACUCGCGCCCGGGCCCGAUGGAGCGGGCGGCGGGGGCGGGCGCUGCACCUGCCCCUGCCCGGCACGGCUGCGUCUACACCAGCUGCUACUGUGAAGAAAAUGUUUGGAAGCUUUGUGAAUACAUCCAAAGCCAGGAUCAGUAUCCAUUAGAAGAAUUUUAUGUUAUUUUCAUAUCCAACGACAGAAAGAUGAUACCACUUUGGAAGCAGAGAUCAGGAUGUGGAGAUAAACCUGUAGUUUGGGAUUACCAUGUUAUUUUACUUCAUGAUUCCAGUGGAGACCAAAACUUCAUUUAUGACCUUGACACAGCGUUGCCAUUUCCAUGUCUGUUUGAUACUUACAUUGAAGAGGCUUUUAAAUCAGACGAUGAUAUUUAUCCGGAAUAUCGCAGAAAAAUCAGGGCAGUUCGAGCGGAUGUUUAUCUGAAGACGUUUGCUUCUGACCGCUCUCACAUGAAAGACAGCAGCGGAAAGUGGCUGAAGCCUCCUCCCUCUUACCCUUGCAUUGAAACGGCAGGCCUUGUCUGGCCCACCCUGAACUUGCAAUAGAAUCCAGUCAGCACAGCCAGAACACGCCAACUCUGGACAUCUUGGCUGCUUCUUUCUCCACCUGAGCUGCAAGGUGGUCACUCAGGAUGGCCAAACAUAUGUCCAAAACCAACUGGAACCUGAAGUGGAAAGAGGUGGGGUGUAGGGGAGGAGGAGUCCCACAGAAGACCCCAUCAGCGACCGAUGCCAGCAUCAGCCAGCUCUCUUUAAGCAGGUGCUACGUCUUUCUGCCUCUUCUCAACUACAUCAAGUUAUGGCAGGUGACAAAACAGAGCGAGACGUCUCUUGAACGUGCAGUGCAGUCCCCAUCACGGUGUAGCUGCUUAGCUUGGGUUCCUCUACACUGAGAAAGGGCACUUAACGUUCGAAAGCUUGUCCAACAGCCCUCCCAACUACAUGGUUGGUCCAGUAAAAGAUAUCAUUAAAAAAUUCUUGACUCUCAUACACUUCCUGGAUCAUGCCUGCUACAACAAUACUCCAGCAUACUCUAAGGAUCAUGUUAAUGAAUCUGAAUGCUUCCCAUUUUUUUGUUAGAAAAAAUAAUGGAACAGAUUCUGAUGUUUUUAUAUUUAUAUUUGGUAUCAUAUCUCUUCCAUAAUAAUAUCAUAUGGAUUACACCCAUCACCUUCAUUUAUGGAGUAAGGUUUGACAUGACAUGAGUAAGCACAGCUCAAGUUGGCGUCACAUGACAACAAACUCUCUCAUGAUAUGACAAACUAUCACAUGAUUUCUUUUUCCUCUCUGCUUCCUUUUAUUCUUUCUCUCUUAUUCUUUCUUCUUCCUCCUUGUUUUCUUUUAUUGGCUGAAUAUGUUGUUUACUGAAUAUUUAUAUAACUGAAAUUAUUCUGGACCCCAGAGAAGACGCUCUGUAGUCUUUUAGAGUGCAUUUGUCCUAUCAUUAUAUUUCUGCAAACUUGUAAACAAUGAGAGUUGAUUUUGUAAAUGGUGGUUUCUCAGAGAGCCAGCAGGGAGAGCAGUUACCAUUCAAUAAACCAUGCAGCCAGAUGCUCCUUCCUUCCCCCAUUUUUUUCCAGUAACUGUUAAACUUGUUUAAUUCUGCAAGACAGCUGGCAUGAGCUCUAACUUACAUCUCUGUAACUAAAGGGUUAUGUUCUGCCUUUGACUGUUUCAACAUAUCUCAUUAACAUCAGCGUGAGUUGUUCUUAUGCCUCCAGAAGAGUCAAGGCAGCAUUUUCAAACUCUGUAGUUAGCACCUGAACAAGUAACCUGAUUUUUGUUAUCUGUUUAUAUACAUAGUAAAGUUAUUAUAUUGGC
Messenger RNA from Alligator mississippiensis (American alligator), 2214 nucleotides. RefSeq names its product N-terminal glutamine amidase 1 (gene NTAQ1). The record is from RefSeq and is a predicted model, not a curated record. NCBI's taxonomy places the organism in Eukaryota, Metazoa, Chordata, Crocodylia, Alligatoridae. The coding region runs from base 409 to 939 and encodes 176 amino acids. The transcript is spliced from 6 exons. Gene Ontology annotation, molecular function: protein-N-terminal glutamine amidohydrolase activity; protein-N-terminal asparagine amidohydrolase activity. Gene Ontology annotation, cellular component: nucleus; cytosol.